AGGGCGAGGCCACGCCCCCAUCCUGCCCUCACCCAAGAUGGCGCUGGCCAGCCUGCUGCCGCUGGAGCUGCCCGUCAACCGGCCCGGCUUCUUCGGGCUGGCGGGGCGCUGCGAGCUCCAAGCCCCCGGACCCCGCCCGGCCCCGGGCCCGCCUGGCUUGGCACCGCCCGCCUGGGGGCUCCCGGCCGCGGGGGAUGCCGGGAUCGAGCUGCUGCACGGGACCACCACGCUGGCCUUCAAGUUCCAGGAGGGCGUGGUGGUGGCGGUGGACUCGCGGGCCACGGCCGGCUCCUACGUGGCCUCGCAGACGGUGAAGAAGGUGAUCGAGAUCAACCCCUACCUGCUGGGCACCAUGGCGGGCGGCGCCGCCGACUGCAGCUUCUGGGAGCGGCUGCUAGCCCGGCAGUGCCGCAUCUACCAGCUGCGCAACAAGGAGCGCAUCUCCGUGGCCGCCGCCUCCAAGCUGCUGGCCAACAUGGUGUAUCAGUACAAGGGGCUGGGGCUCCACAUGGGCACCAUGAUCUGCGGCUGGGACAAGCGGGGCCCAGGCCUGUACUACGUGGACAGUGAGGGGAACCGCCUCUCGGGCACGGCUUUCUCCGUGGGCUCGGGCUCGGUGUACGCCUAUGGGGUGCUGGACCGCGGCUACGCACCCGACAUGCCAGCCGAGGAGGCCUACGACCUAGCCCGGCGCGCCAUCUACCAGGCCACCUACCGCGAUGCCUACUCCGGGGGCGAGGUCAACCUGUACCACGUCCGGCGGGACGGCUGGGUCCGCGUCUCCACCGACGACGUGGCCCAGCUCCAUGCCCACUACCGCGGGGACCCGCAGGGGGAUGGGGCCGCCUGAGCGCGGGGUGGGGCCCCGGGGGGGGGCAGGGCAGGGAGGGCCUGGAUUGGCCAUGGGGGUUCCCUGGAGGUUACAAAGGAAGGGGUGUGGCUGGGCUAACUGCACGUGGCGGGGGCAUGGCCUAUAAUGGGGUGGUAGGGCCAUGGGGUGGCUGGGGGGGCCCAUGGCGCGAGGACCCUGCUGGUUCCCUAUAAAGCUUGUUUCUGCCCCACA
Messenger RNA from Chrysemys picta bellii (western painted turtle), 1063 nucleotides. RefSeq names its product proteasome 20S subunit beta 5 (gene PSMB5). Lineage: Eukaryota; Metazoa; Chordata; Testudines; Emydidae. Gene Ontology annotation, cellular component: proteasome core complex. Gene Ontology annotation, molecular function: threonine-type endopeptidase activity. The record is from RefSeq and is a predicted model, not a curated record.